Molecule: messenger RNA, 3724 nt
Organism: Callorhinchus milii (elephant shark)
Lineage: Eukaryota; Metazoa; Chordata; Chondrichthyes; Chimaeriformes; Callorhinchidae
Gene: smarcc2
Product: SWI/SNF related, matrix associated, actin dependent regulator of chromatin, subfamily c, member 2
Exons: 28
Coding region: 37-3585 (1182 amino acids)
Biological process (GO): positive regulation of DNA-templated transcription
Cellular component (GO): SWI/SNF complex; npBAF complex; nBAF complex
Molecular function (GO): histone binding; nucleosomal DNA binding
Source: RefSeq, a predicted model, not a curated record
GGAGGGAGGGGGAGCGGCGCGGCGCAGCGGGAGGCGAUGGCGGUGCGGAAGAAGGACGGCGGCCCGAACGUCAAGUACUUCGAGUCGUCGGACUCGGUGUCGCAGUUCGACAACGUCAGGCUGUGGCUCGGCAAGAACUACAAGAAGUACAUUCAGGCAGAGCCUCCGACCAACAAGUCCCUGUCCAGCCUCGUGGUGCAGCUGCUGCAGUUCCAGGAGGAGGUGUUUGGGAAACAUGUGAGCAAUCCUCCACUCACCAAACUGCCUAUGAAAUGCUUUCUGGAUUUCAAAGCCGGAGGAGCUCUGUGCCAUAUUCUCGCAGCUGCGUACAAAUUCAAGAGUGACCAAGGAUGGCGACGCUUCGACUUUCAGAACCCAUCUCGUAUGGACCGCAACGUGGAGAUGUUUAUGACCAUUGAAAAGUCUCUGGUUCAGAACAACUGCUUGUCCCGGCCCAACAUUUACCUGAACUCCGAAAUUGAGCCCAAGGUGCUGAGUAAGCUGAAAGACAUCGUUAAGAGGCACCAGGGAACGGUGACAGAAGAGAAGUCAAACGCAUCGCACAUCGUCUUUCCUGUCCCCGGCAGCGCCGAGGAAGAAGAGUGGGUUCGGCCGGUAAUGAAGAGGGAAAAACAGGUCCUCCUGCACUGGGGAUAUUCCCCGGACAGUUACGACACGUGGAUUCCAGCCAACGAGAUCGAGGCGUCGAUUGAGGACCCGCCAUCCGCAGAGCGACCCCGCAAGGUCCACGCCAAGUGGAUAAUGGACACUGACACUUUCAACGAAUGGAUGAACGAGGAAGAUUACGAGGUGAAUGAUGAGCGGAAUCCCGUGGUGCGGAGGAAAAGAAUUUCGGCCAAAACCUUGACCGAAGAGGUGCACAGCCCCGACUCCGAUAGGAGAGACAAGAAGGGGAGCAGCCACAAGAAGAGGAAGCGUUCCCCAUCACCCUCACCCACCCCCGACUCCAAGAAAAAAAACCCCAAGAAAGGACGCAGUCCUGCCACACCAUACACCAAGUCAAAGCGUGGCCACCGAGAGGAGGACCAGGAGGACCUCACCAAAGACAUGGACGAACCCUCCCCUGUCCCCAACGUGGAAGAGGUCACCUUGCCCAAGACCGUGAAUACCAAGAAAGACUCCGAGACAGCUCCAGUGAAAGGUGGCACCAUGACUGAUUUAGAGGAGCAGGAGGAGGAUAACUUGGAGACCACAGGCAAGGACGAGGAGGACACUUCCGCGGGGGGGAAGGGCGAGCAGACGAAGAACACCGACCUACACGAGGACAACGUGACCGAGCAAACCCACCACAUCAUCAUCCCCAGCUACGCCGCCUGGUUCGACUACAACAGCGUCCACGCCAUCGAGCGACGCGCUCUCCCGGAAUUCUUCAACGGGAAAAACAAGUCCAAGACCCCGGAAAUUUAUCUGGCAUACCGUAAUUUUAUGAUUGACACGUACCGCCUGAAUCCCCAGGAAUAUCUUACCUCCACGGCCUGCCGUAGGAACCUGGCGGGGGACGUGUGCGCUAUCAUGAGGGUUCAUGCUUUCCUGGAGCAGUGGGGUUUGAUCAACUAUCAAGUGGACGCAGAGAGCAGACCCACCCCUAUGGGACCUCCCCCCACCUCACAUUUCCAUGUGCUGGCGGACACACCCUCUGGCCUCGUGCCUCUUCAACCCAAAGCCCCCCAGUCGUCUGCGUCCCAGCAAAUGCUCAACUUCCCCGACAAAAACAAGGAGAAGACGGCAGACAUGCAGAACUUUGGGCUGCGCACGGACAUGUACGCCAAGAAAAACGUCCCCUCUAAGAGUAAGGCGGCAGCUUGUGCAACACGAGAAUGGACAGAACAGGAGACACUCUUACUGCUUGAGGCCCUGGAGAUGUACAAAGACGAUUGGAAUAAAGUCUCGGAGCAUGUGGGCAGCCGGACGCAGGACGAGUGUAUCCUGCACUUCCUGCGGCUGCCGAUCGAGGACCCCUACCUGGAGGACUCGGAGGCCUCGCUGGGACCCCUGGCCUACCAGCCCAUCCCCUUCAGCCAGUCAGGCAACCCCGUCAUGAGCACCGUGGCCUUCCUCGCCUCCGUGGUCGACCCACGAGUGGCCUCUGCAGCAGCCAAGUCAGCGCUGGAGGAGUUCUCCAAGAUGAAGGAGGAGGUGCCGGCGGCUCUGGUCGAAGCUCAUAUCAAGAAGGUGGAGGACGCGGCCAAGGUGACCGGGAAAGCGGAUCCCACGUACGGCCUGGACAGCAGUGGGAUCGCGGGGACGACCCCGGAUGAGCCGGAGAAAUCAGAGGAGGGGGCCGAUGAGCUGAAGUCGGACGCGCAAACGGCAGAAGAGAAAAAAGAAGCAAAGGAGCACAAGGAGGCGCCGACUGAGGACGAGAAUAAGGAGAAGCAGUCGGAGGCUUCCAGGAAGGAAGAAGAGAAAGGAAAAGAGUGCGAGGCGGAGAAGGAGAACGACAAGUCCGACGCGGAGAUCGCCGAGGCGGAGAAGGACAAAGAAAACAAAGAAUUCCAAGACGACGGGAAGAAGGACGUGGAGACGGACGCGGAGAAGAAAGCCAAAGUGGAGCGGGACAUCGGGGAGGGGAACCUGGCCACGGCCGCUGCAGCCGCACUAGCAGCAGCCGCUGUCAAGGCCAAGCACCUGGCCGCGGUGGAGGAGAGGAAGAUCAAGUCGCUGGUGGCGUUGCUCGUGGAGACGCAGAUGAAGAAGCUGGAGAUCAAACUGCGGCACUUUGAGGAGCUGGAGACCAUCAUGGACCGGGAGCGAGAGGCGCUGGAGUACCAGAGGCAGCAGCUGCUGUCCGACAGACAGGCCUUCCACAUGGAGCAGCUGAAGUACGCGGAGAUGCGAGCGCGGCAGCAGCACUUCCAACAGAUGCAGCAGCAGCAACAGCAGCACCAGCUGCCCUCGGGCCCUCAGCCCAGCCAACAGCCAGGGCUGCUGCCAGCCUCCGUGCAGCCCGUGCCCCCCGCAGCCAUCCAGCAGGCGCCGGUCAGCCAGGCCUCGGGGGACACCAUGACCUCGGCCGUGCCCCAGCCCCCCGCCGCCCCCCAACAGCAACAGCAGCAGCAACAACAGACGACGGCCGCCCCUCAAGCUCAACCCCAGCAAACCGCCCAGCCGCCCAACAUUCCCCACGGUCAGACAGCGUUCCCGGGCCAGCCCGCUCCGCCGUCCCAGCUGAACCCCAGCCCAGUGGGGCCGCCGGCGGCUUUGCCUGGUAAUACGCCGGACGGCAUUCCACAUAGCGUCACGGAGAGCAUUCCCGCCCAUCUGCCCGACCCGGCCGUGCAUGGCUACGUACCCAGCAGCAUGCGUGGGAGUCUCGCGGGCGAGCCCGUUAUUCGGCCGAGCUCUCUGCACCCUAACCUGCCAGGUGCCUGCGUCCCACCCUCCGUGUCUUUGACCCCCAACCCAGGUUCAGCCGCCGCUCAGAGCCCGGCGAUAGUGGCAGCCAUGCAGGGGAGCUCGAUGCCCACGGCCAGUCCCCUGGCAGAGCCGGGAGCGUCGAUACAGACAGACUUGAUGGCUCCCCCCCCCUCGGUGGUAGCUGCUUCUGUCCCCUCCUCACAGUGAGACGCCGAGUGAGAGCUGCAGUAGCCGGAGACAGGCAAACCCGUCUCCAAACACAAACUAGUUCCAAUUUCACAAGAGUUAAAUCAACGUGAAGAGAAGCCCAGGAAGGCACGGAUAUCCCCCUGCCCCCUCCCGCUCC